Molecule: messenger RNA, 1058 nt
Organism: Closterium sp. NIES-67
Lineage: Eukaryota; Viridiplantae; Streptophyta; Zygnematophyceae; Desmidiales; Closteriaceae
Source: the annotation of a GenBank genome assembly
CAUUGCUGCACGUUGCAGUCUUACAGCAGCACGACGGAAAUCGAACGCAGCAAUGAGCGUUGCAAUGCAACGGAACCAGGAUGAAAAGAGGAGAUCAGUAACAGCCAUUCCUGGCAACGUCCGACCUCAACCAUUCCUGUAUUUCGCCGUGCCACCUCGUAGGCUAAGAUAAGCAGCCACUGCCACCGUCCGAUCGGACUACUAAUUGAUCCAACCAUUGCGGUGCGACGAUGCUGCUGCGUCGCCUCGUUCUCAUCGCGACUCUGCUCUUAGUGAGCGCCUCGGCCUCGCCGCUGCUCUCCGCUGCUGCUGCGGCGGCGGGAGGCGCUUCAGCCGCCCUUUCCGCAGGGGGAGGAGCAGCGCCGCCCGUGCGAGGAGCAAAGGCUGUGGGAGUAGCGGCGCUUCCCGCCGUGGCGCAGUGCACGCGGUCGUUCUUGCCGGGAUACACGGCGUCAGCCACGCUGGACCCAAGGGGCAUUAUCCUGCAUUGGCAGGUGUACUCCUCGUCGGAAAUGGACCUGGCCCUCGAAGUCAGAUCCACCAGUAACGCUCACAAGGGCUGGAUAGCCGUUGGAUUCUCCAAGGCAGGGAAGAUGGUCGGCUCAGAUGCAGUGGUGGGAAAUCUGGCCGGGCGAAGUGGCGUUGGCGCUUACGCAUUGGCUGGGGCCAAGCUAGCAGCAGUGAAACCGACCCGAAGGUUCCGUAUUUCCAAGAUCUCCGUUACAAGCAACUCGCGCGGGACAAUAAUGAGGUUCACGCGAACAGGCUACGCUGGUGCGGUCCGUCUCAAGUAUCGCGGCUCAAACACGAUCCUCUGGGCGCACUCCGCCUCGGGGGCGUCCAAAGCACUCGAUUAUCACUCACCCAAGAACCGGGGUGCAGUGGCAGUGAAUUUCGGGUGCAAGGUGUAACAGUGCCUCAUGUAACUGCGCACCGCCCAUUCUUGUGAAGUAGUCUGAGUAUGAUGUUGCAGCUUUGGGCCCAACUAGCGGAGGGAGGCUCCAUUCGUCAGGUUAUCCUUAUCAAUGCGAGCAUCUCAAUAACUUAAGGGUAUGUGC